Molecule: messenger RNA, 834 nt
Organism: Linum tenue
Lineage: Eukaryota; Viridiplantae; Streptophyta; Magnoliopsida; Malpighiales; Linaceae
Source: the annotation of a GenBank genome assembly
CAAUCAACAAUGGGAAGCCCAUUUCUGGUGGAAUUCAAGAGACAAGCCUCCUUCUACCUUAAGGAGAAGAUCAAAACUGCUCGCCUGGCGCUUACCGAUGUCACCACCGCACAAAUAUUGACAGAAGAAGCUACAAGUGAAAACGUAUGGCCGCCGGACACACGCAGCAUGGGAGUGAUUUCGAGAGCUGCUUUCGAGGUCGACGAUUACUGGAGAAUAGUGGAGAUCGUACACAAUAGGUUGAUCAACUUCAACGAGGAAAGCUGGCGAGUUUCUUACAAGACCUUGCUUCUGUUAGAACACCUUCUCACACAUGGACCCUUGAGAGUUGCUGAAGAGUUUGAAAGGCAGAGGCCUGCUAUCAGGAGGAUUGGGUCUUCUUUCUCGUUCGUUGAGGAAAAAGGUUUCAACAGGGGUUUGAGUGUGGCGAACCUGUCCUUGAAGGUGAUAAAGCUAAUCGAAGACUGCGAGUUUCUCAUGGGAGAAAGGACACGACAGCGAAAAUUAACGCGAGGGAUUCAAGGAUUCGGAAGAAGCUUCAACGAUGAACAACAACAGUCUACAUCAUCGUCAUCAGAUGCAGAGGAUGACAGUCGGAGCAGGAUGUCCCGGCGGAAUUCCAGCUAUGAUCUAUCCAAAGAAAGAGCUCAUUCUCCUGCAGAACAUUCAUUCGACGAUUUAGAUUCAGACGACUGCAGCCAGAGCCAGAGUUCUGAUUCCACUGGCGGCGGGAUAGUACUAAAGGCAAUAACCAGCUGGAAUUCAAGCUGCGAUCUUCUAAAACUAAGGGUCCAUUCCUACACCGAACUUCCAGACGAUGAGCCAGAGGCGUAA